AUGAGCUCCAAGAAGUGUUUGACACUAAUUGGUUUCGCGUGGCUUUUAUCGUUUUUAAGCGCGUUGGUGGUAUACCUUAUUCCCCAAGAAUAUUUACCAAAAGUAUGGAUUUAUGGACCAAUCGUGGUCGUACUAAUUCCCUUGUGCAUAAUAGCAUUUUGCUAUUUUGGCAUUUACAGGGCAUCGAAAGCUACUUUCCCGGCUCGAGUGAACAUCAUCGAUGCUCAACAAGAAUCUGAAAACAAACGACAAAGAAAGACAGCCUUAACAUUUGGAAUGAUAACAGUAUUGUUCUUUGUUCUGUUUGCACCGGUUAUUAUU
Messenger RNA from Porites evermanni, 321 nucleotides. The record is from the annotation of a GenBank genome assembly. Lineage: Eukaryota; Metazoa; Cnidaria; Anthozoa; Scleractinia; Poritidae.